AGAAGAUCAGUACGAAGACAUGAAGAGAAGAGGAGCAUGGCUGCAGCAGUUGUUCGUGUCAAACGCUGUCAGAACGACGAUCCAGUCGAAGCUCUGUUAGUCUCCUGUAAGAGACUAAAGGCUGCAGAUGGACAGGCAGCCGCCACAGUGACCGCUGAAGACAUCAAGGAGGUUUUCAAGUUCGUCGGAACGGUCGCGAAACAGGGUGACAACCUUCCCAAACAUAUCAAGGACAACAUCACUAAGAUCAGGCCUCAUGCCAAGAAACAGCCCAAGCCCCUCACCAGUAAGAGACAUGAACAGAAUCGUGAUGCCUUUAGGGUGGCCCAACGAGCAAGUCGCUACAAAGUGGUGGCCAGUCACAGGGACAUUGAUGUAGUUCUAGAGAGAGAAGAAAAAGAAGAUGCAGGAAAGAAUGGUCCCAAGGUUGCAGCAGGAGAGGUGGAAGCUGGGCAGCUGUUUGGUGUGUUUGAUGCUGUGGAAGGAAACAGCAAGGAGGAUGAAGAAAGGAAGAAAAAGAGGGCUGAGAGAAAAAUGCAGGAGCUGAGCGACCCUGAUGCCAUCACCUGUAAUUCAGUCCGAAUGAUCCGGGAGAAGCUGACCCUGUCAGACAGCCCAGCAGCUCCACAACAGUCCCCAGAGUUUGUCUACGACAUCUACUACUCGGACUCCCUGGACCCCACCCACCUGCAGCACAUCGUGGAGGUGACAGACUGUCAGCAGAUGGAGCUGGUCCACGAGGAUGCAGAUGAUGAGGGGGAGGACAUCUAUGAUGAUGAGGAUGACAGCAAUGAUGAGAGUAACUGGAGGAAUGACUAUCCUGAUGAGAAUGAAGAGUCCAACAGGGACAUAGACUACUAUGAUCCUGAUUAUGAGUGGAAGGACACUUUUGGCGACCUGUCCAGUGAUGAUGAUGACUACCUUGGUCCCAGGAGGAUGCCAGGCAGUGUGAAGGGUGCGGAGAGUGCUGCCAUGGCCAGGUUCAAGGCCCACCCUCUGGCAGACCUGGAUGACGGGUACUGCUAUACAGUACAGGACGGGGGGAGUGAUAGUGACAAGGGCGGUGACUUUACAUACUGAGGCAUGUUACCUACAGUCCUCACAAAAUUGUAAAAUACAAAAUGGAAUGCAGUGUCAGACACAGCAUGCAGAUACACCUUGAGUGCAGUAUAUGCUGUAAGAAUUAUAGUAACUUUGUAUUGUUGCACUAUUACUAUCCACUGGUGCUAUGUGUACUGACGACUUUUAUGAAGCAUGUGGUGAUCACAUAGUAAUGACUGGAUCAAAAGUCUAUAAACUGGCUAUCAAUACAUGAUACAUUUAUUUCCAGACAAUAGAUUGUCAUGUAAGUAGAAACUCUCAAGAAGGCUUUUGCAUUUGAAAAAUGGUCAUAGAGUACAUGUAGAUUACUUUGCAAACAACUAGCAAAAAUGACUUUGAGAAAAGAAAACAUGGCAUGACUUAGGAUAAGACAUGAAAAGGAAUUUGAAUGAGUAACUCUGAGAAUGAAGAUACAAAGCAAAUAGCAGCAAACUGUGUAAAGAUGAUGAAGUUCUAUUAUGUGAAACUUAGAUAAAGGUAAACUACAUAGGUUAGGUGCAUGUCUUUGACUAAGAUGUAUGUGAAUGCUUCAGAUGACUAAUACAUAUCAAUAUUAUCAAAAUUACAUACAUGUACAUGUAUAUAUAUGUUGGGACUAGCUAAAUGUAAGACAGUUAAUGUUAAGGUUUGCUACACUGUUUGUACUUUGUGAUAUGCAAAAUGCACAUGUACCUCAACCACACUAACUAAACAGAGAAGUUUUAUUUUUUUACCCUUUUAGUCUUUACCAGUUUGAACAUUUCAAGUGCUGAUUAUGGAUGUACAUGGCUGUACAAAUUGGGAGGGAAGAUUUCUACUUUUACAUCUUGAAUGAAAUGAAUUCUUUUAUGUUUCUGGCUAGAGCACGGACUUAUUUGUUGCCUGUAAACUUGCCUAGAAUAAUGAAAAGUGAUAAAAAUGUUGUUGUAUGCAGAUACAUGUAUGUGCACUUUAGAUAAGUUACGGAUGAUUAUCUGGCUGUACUUGAUGUAAAAGUAUGGAAAAUUAGUAACUUCUUCAAUAGCUUUCUCCACCACAGUUUUGUGCCAAACUGGUUAUUCUUUACGUUUAUAUGCCAGUAUGAUGACUGUAUCUUGUCAAUCAGUAAGAACUCACAAGACAGGCACUUGCAUGCAUUUCUAGUUGAUUGUGACACACCAU
Messenger RNA from Branchiostoma belcheri (Belcher's lancelet), 2241 nucleotides. RefSeq names its product probable RNA polymerase II nuclear localization protein SLC7A6OS. Bases 37 to 1080 code for a protein of 347 amino acids. Gene Ontology annotation, biological process: developmental process. Lineage: Eukaryota; Metazoa; Chordata; Leptocardii; Amphioxiformes; Branchiostomatidae. The record is from RefSeq and is a predicted model, not a curated record. The transcript is spliced from 4 exons.